CACACUACUUCAAUCAACAUGUCAUCUGGAGGAUUCUGCCACAAGUGCGUCGAGCUCCCCGGUGAGCUCAAGGGCACGCCCAAGGGCUCCGUCAAGACUGUUGGCGGAAUCCAGUCGUACGUUAGCCAGCCUGGGUCGGCAAAGGGCAACAUCGUCCUCUUCACCGACAUCUUCGGUCUUGCUAUCCAAAACCCUCGCAUCAUCGCCGAUGAGCUGCAGAGCCAGACGGGCAUGACCGUCACUGUCCCUGACGUCUUCCUCGGCGAGCCCAUGAGCGUCAACGACUUUGUCGUCAACAAGUCCACGGACGAGCCCGCUCCCAGCGACGAGCAGAUGCAGAAGAACAUGGGCAAGCUCAUGGAGUGGGCAGGCAGCGGCCACUCGCCCAACGAGACGUACCCUCGCGCCAAGCAGGUCAUCGAGGCUCUUUCUGGCGAAGGCAAGGUUCAGGCUGUAGGCUUCUGCUACGGUGGAAAGCUCUGCUCCCGCGCCGCCCAAGACGGCAUCGUUUCAUCCGUCUCCAUCUACCACCCUGCCAUGCUCGAGGCCGAAGAGGCCAAGCAGGUCAAGGUCCCCGUUCUCCUCAACAUGGCCGACGGCGACUUUGCCUUCGACUCUGUCCAGGGAGACUGGGAAAAGACGCUCAAGGAGAAGAACCUCCUCGACUCGCGAUCCAAGCAGUACAAGAAGACGACGCACGGCUUUGGAUGCCGACCUCCCGUUGACAACGCAGAGGUGUACAAGGCUUACCAGGACGCUCUUGCCACCACGGCCAGCUUCUUCAAGGAGCACGCUUAA
This is a messenger RNA of Jaminaea rosea, 798 nucleotides long. RefSeq lists its product as hypothetical. The record is from RefSeq and is a predicted model, not a curated record. NCBI's taxonomy places the organism in Eukaryota, Fungi, Basidiomycota, Exobasidiomycetes, Microstromatales. The transcript has 4 exons. Bases 19 to 798 code for a protein of 259 amino acids. Gene Ontology annotation, molecular function: hydrolase activity.